AUGAGCUUGUGGUGCUGUCCUGAAAUAACUGAGCUGAUGGUGAAGAGGCAGGAGAGGAAAACUUUAGAAGUCACAGAAGGUGACCUCAGUGAAGCAUCCCUCAUGGAGGGGCUUAAGGCUGUGGUGGUGACAGAGAUAAACUGUGUGACUUUCCCACACCCUGAUGUAAUGCCAGAGCAGCAGUUGCUGAAACCUUCGGAGUGGAGCUACUGUGAUUAUUUCUGGGCUGAUAAGAAGGAUUCUCAAGGGAACAAUACAGUGUCGGGAUUUGAAAUUCUUCUUCAAAAGCAACUUAAAGGGAAACAAAUGCAGAAAGAAAUGGCAGAGUUCAUUCGAGAAAGGAUAAAGAUUGAGGAGGAAUAUGCUAAGAACCUGUCCAAACUGUCUCAGAAUUCCCUGGCUGCUCAGGAAGAAGGCACCCUAGGGGAGGCUUGGGCUCAGCUAAAGAAGAGUCUAGCUGAUGAAGCAGAGGUUCAUCUCAAAUUUUCUUCUAAGCUUCAGAGUGAGGUAGAGAAACCCCUGCUUAGCUUCAGAGAGAACUUUAAGAAAGACAUGAAGAAGUGUGACCACCAUAUUGCAGACUUACGGAAGCAUCUGGCCAGCCGCUACACAGCAGUUGAAAAG
Messenger RNA from Eurypyga helias (sunbittern), 624 nucleotides. RefSeq names its product growth arrest-specific protein 7-like. The transcript is spliced from 6 exons. Gene Ontology annotation, cellular component: actin filament; plasma membrane; cytoplasm. Lineage: Eukaryota; Metazoa; Chordata; Aves; Eurypygiformes; Eurypygidae. Gene Ontology annotation, biological process: neuron projection morphogenesis; actin filament polymerization. Gene Ontology annotation, molecular function: actin filament binding. The annotation marks the transcript as partial. The record is from RefSeq and is a predicted model, not a curated record.